This is a messenger RNA of Alligator mississippiensis (American alligator), 2180 nucleotides long. RefSeq names its product chondroadherin (gene CHAD). Lineage: Eukaryota; Metazoa; Chordata; Crocodylia; Alligatoridae. Bases 102 to 1178 code for a protein of 358 amino acids. Gene Ontology annotation, cellular component: extracellular matrix. The record is from RefSeq and is a predicted model, not a curated record. The transcript has 4 exons. Gene Ontology annotation, molecular function: protein binding.
AGCUCGCUGCAGACACACACACUUUCUCUCCCAUCUCCCUCCUCCUGCUGCUGCCGCUUCUCUUUCCCCCCAUCCCUUUAACAACCAUCCCAGUUCUGGCCAUGGACCGGUCAAGCUUCUUCCUCAGCUUACUGGUGUGCCUCCUUCCCGUUCUCCAGGCAUGUCCCCCAAGCUGCCACUGCCACGGUGGGGAUCUCCAGCACGUCAUCUGUGACAAUGUGGGGCUGAAAAAGAUCCCAAAGGUGCCAGAGCAAACGCGGCUUCUCAACCUGCAGCGGAACAACUUCCCUGUCCUGCCGACCAAUGCAUUCAGGGAGAUGAAAGGGCUCGUGUCCCUCCACCUCCAGCAUUCGCACAUCAAGGAGAUCUCCAGCGGCGCCUUCCGGGGACUGAAGCAGCUAGUCUACCUGUACCUCUCCAAUAACGACAUCAGCGUCAUCAAGAUGGGAGCCUUCGACGACCUGACUGAGCUCACCUACCUGUACAUGGACAAUAACAAGAUCUCGGACUUGCCCAAAGGGCUUCUCUCUCCGAUGAUUAACCUCUUCAUCCUGCAGCUGGGCAGCAACAAGAUCAGAGAGCUGAGGUCCGGGGCCUUCAGCGGUACCAAGGACCUGCGCUGGCUCUACCUCUCUGACAACUCCCUCUCUUCCAUCCAGCCUGGGGCCCUGGAUGAUGUGGAAAACCUCGCCAUCUUCCACUUGGAUAAGAACCAGCUGAGCACUUACCCCGUGGCUGCAAUGAACAAGCUGAGGGUGGUGGAAGACCUGAAGCUGUCUCACAACCCUAUGAAGGUCAUUCCUGACAACGCCUUCCAAUCCUUCGGGCGCUACCUGGAGACCCUCAGCCUGGACAACACAGGCCUGGAAAAAUUUACAGAUCACGCCUUUUCUGGAGUGACCACCCUGAAGACGGUCCAUCUCGAGAACAACAAGCUGACCCAGCUGCCCAGCAACUUCCCAUUCGGCAAACUGGAGAAGCUCACCCUGUCCAACAACCCCUGGCACUGCUCCUGUCAGCUAGCUCCUCUGCGCAAGUGGUUGAAGGCCAGCCGCACCCGCCCUGAUGGGGCCUGCGCCUCACCAGCUCAGUACCGAGGACAGCAGAUCAGAGACGCUGCCGUCCUCCGCAGCUGCAAGCUCCCUACCAAGCGGUCCAAGAAAGGAAGUCGCCAUUAAACAGUAGGCCCCACAUGGCUAGUCCUGGUGACUGCCCACUUCAACCAAUCACAAAACUACUGACUCCUUCCAAAUCCAUCCUUCAGCUUCUUCCACCUAUCAGGAAAUAUUUCUGAUGUAUCCAGAACACCUCCAGCCUUCUCACAGUCACCGCUUCUCUGCAGACUGCAGGAUGGAGUACAUCUUUUCAAUCUUUUCUGACAUUAUGUAUUUUUAAAGAGUCAUUUUAAACUAAAACUAUGCAUGACCACGCUAAGACAAGCUAACCUAGAUCCUGCCAGUAAAGCACAGUCAUCUGCCCACAGACAACGACGUAACCAGUGGCCCCGAUUGCCCCCAUCUCUCUCCUUCCAGUGGGGUGGAAACAAAUGGAAAGACACAAGGGUUUCUCCCCGUCUUUGCCAGCGGGAAAUCCUAUCUCAACUCAUGCAGACAGAAUCCUCCUCCCACCUGAGGAGUCGAUCCCUGCGGGUCAGGGCUGAGGACCACAGGGGAAGCCAUGUCCAAGAGUCCAUGGAUGCAGAGAGGGAGCUACCCUGUCGUUCCAAAAGGAGGCAAUCUCUCUCUCUGGGUCAGGCCUGACGUCUGUUAGUGGAACAAUGUUGGGGAACCCCCAACACUGAAAUAGUUUGGAGGCUCAAUUCACUUCUUGCCCCUCCCAAGCAAGAGGCAAGGUAUGCAUUACAUUGCCCUGUAUCUGGGGAGUGACCGGGCUCUACCUUCCUCCUCCUUUGCCUUCCCCAAGCCCAGAGAACCCAGUGAGAGGCAGAAAGAUGACUGUGGUUUAUCGUCCUGGAUUUUACAGCACCACAGUUUCAACUUAACUGCAUUUUUUAUCCUAAAGAUUUAUAUAAAUAUAUAUAUAUAUAUUUAUUCCUCUGUAACUGAGUGUAAAUGACCUUUAAGGGGAUAAAAAAAACUUCCUCUUACUUCUAUAUAGAAAAAAAAUUGUAUAUUUUCUUAUGUACAUCUUCUGUAUAAAGCUCUUGCUGCAAAGAUGAA